GUUUUAUGAGCCUUUUGUUUAUGGAGACAGACAGCACAAGGGAUGAGAAGAGAAUUCUCAGCAGCCAUGGAGGGGUUACAGCUGCGGCAAGCAUCCAGCAGUCGCAACCUCCUCAAGCUCUCUGUUAUGGAAGUGAAGUGGAUUCAUGUGUUGGCCAUCUUCUUCUUCCUGCUGUCUGUUGCUAUGACAGGCUGCUUCCUGUGGCAGUACAGCCUCCCCAAGGUGGAGCCCAACCCAUCUGUGAUGGAAGUAAGAUCAGAAGCUGUGCAGAUGUGCCCACGCUACCCUGAACCAGUACCACUGGACCACCCAAUCCCCAUUUUGAAGGAUGCAUUGGAGAAGGUAGACAUGAUGCUGCGCCAAAAGAUUCAUAACUCUGGUCUCCCCGCCAUGUCUGCCAUCGUUAUCUACAAUGACACUGUGCUCUGGACGGGCAACUUUGGAAAGAAGAAUGCUUCAGAUCCCUUCUCAGUGGUGCCCAAUGAGUACACUAUUUACAGAAUUGCCAGUGUCUCCAAGAUCUUUCCCACCCUUAUGCUGUACAAGAUGUGGGAGGAAGGGAAAGUCACAUCUCUGGAUGACCCUUUGGAACGUUACGCCCAGAACUUUGCUAUUAAAAACCCUUUGGGAAGAUUCAAGGAAUCAGAACAGAGAUAUACAGCAGAUGGGCUGAUUUUUGUGGAAAAAGGUUCGAUACCACUUAAGCCAUCACCUGUUACCUUGCGCAGAAUGGCCAGCCAGCUCUCAGGUCUCCCGAGGAGGCUGCGAUCUACCAGCUUGCUAUGGAAGGGCAAUACACAAGAAGCUCUGGCUCUCCUGAAGGAUGAUGUCUUGGUGGCUGAUCCUGGAACCAGAUGCCACUACAGCAAUUUGGCCUUCUCACUGAUGGCACACGUGCUAGCUGACCAUGCAGCUGAUGGACAAUACCAGCGAUGGAUCUCGGAGAACAUCCUAGACCGCUUGGGCAUGGAGGACACUGGCUUUGACAUCACACCUCCUAUCCGCUCCCAGAUGGCAGUGGGUUUCUAUGGCAGCCAGCAGCCAGCCCCUCUCUACGACCUUGGCUGGUACAGACCUUCUGGCCAGAUGUACUCUACAGCUGCUGACCUUGCCAAGCUGGCAAUGGUCUUUUUAGGCACCUAUCACCGUCGUCUCUUAGAGCCUGACACAGUGAAGACAAUGCUGACACCUCUGUUUAAGUGCUCCACUGAAUACUUUGCCAACAAGACUGGCACGCCCUGGGAGAUUAAUGAGCAAUUGGGAUAUGAUGUAAUUAGGAAGGAUGGAGACCUUGAUGGCUAUUCAGCUACCUUCUCACUGAUCCCCAAGCUCCGCCUGAGCUUCAUUGUAUUGAUGGCUGGGCCCAGGCCUCAGGGUAGAGAUCUUGUGACCCAAACAUAUGAGUAUCUCAUUACUGCCAUGGAGACUGCGUUCAGAGAGGCAGAGAAAACAUUGACUCCUCCCCCAAAUCCAGUCCCUUUUGUUGGCUAUUAUACCUAUUCCAACCUGACUUUCUACGAGAUCAAAGUUGGACGUGGUGGGGUGCUGGUCAUGCAGCAGUUUGGGCCUCAUGCUGAAGAGCUGAUCCCUGAGAAAUACCGGACAAUCAAGCUCCACCAUCUGGAAGAUCGUGUCUUCCAAGUUGUUUUUGACAAGGAGUUCCCAUGUGUUCUGCAUCUGGGCUCUGCUUCCAUCUCACUGGAGACCCAGAAUGGGCAGCUCUUUAAUUUUUAUCCAUUUGACCGCAAAGGUUUGUCUCCUGGAUUUGAUGCACCGGGGCUGAACACAUACAACGUGGUGCGUGUACUUCGUAAACCUGUCUUCUAUAGCUAAAUGUCCCCUCUCCUUUUCUGACUAUUCCUGGGAGGUGGCUCCAAAUCUGCACCUUUCCAGACUCUCCUUCUAUGUGUCUUUUUGGAUGCCAUUUAAAUGGGAAAGAUACUGGCAAAUGACUAUUAUUUCCAACAAAUAUAUCAUGUCUCGCUUCUAAAAUGACUGCAAUGGCUUGCCCUCUCUGUCACUGCAUGGCAGGUUGGCUAGCAAUGGGGGAUGCCCACAGAAACAAUGAGUAGAAAUGAGGUGGAUGAAUGGUGUUUGGAUGCCAUAACAAAAUCCCAGGUUUUAAGUCUUCACAAUUAAAAUGCCUGUAUAAUGACCAUUGUGGUGAUUGACUGGUACCAUCAAAGGGCUGGGAAGUUCCUGUGUCUCUUUCAGGGUGGUUGAUGAGCCUGCCUCCCAUGACCAAGAUUUUUUCAUUUCAUUUGCUCAAAAAUUAUACCCACGUGAUACCAAGCUCUGCUUGUGAUACCUUGGAAGUGGGAUUCCAUUUCUUUUCUGGUUCACAUCAGGUAAACUAUGAGAAGAGCCAAAAGAAACAUGGUUUUGUCUUGGCUCCAUGGAUUUCUGCAAAAGCUGUGGUCACACUGUGGAUUUUGCAGCACUUAAGUGUAAAAGAUGAAGCAUACUCCUGUGAGCAGGGACAUAUGAACACAUACUGGUUCCAGGUGGAAUCAAGUUUGUUACUAUCUCAGUACAUAGUGUGAGUGUGAUAUUUAAUUGUGUGAGUGAGGUAUUUAAGUACAGGAAUGUGUGGAAAUACGUAUGAGCAUUUGGGGCACAGUAUCUGUGUAGGUAAAUACCUGUUGUGUUUAUGCACUUGAGUGAGGAUGGGAACUGAAAAUGCAUUCCCCUGGGGAGUAGGAUAGAUGCACAUUUAGUAUAGAUGCACCUCUAAGCAUUCUGCAAAGCAACAAAUUCAUUCUCCCUUCUUGCGACCACUCCAUGCCUAGGCAGUCAGGAUGGAUGACGUAUAUUAAUAGCCAAUUAUCAUGUCAUUAAUAGCCAUUAUCAUAUCACUGUGAUGACGAUGGAGUCAGACACCAUGCACCACCGACUGAGGAGUCUUGGGUGCUGCAACACAUCUUCAAGUUCAGGAGAGUGUUCUGAUUGCAGCUCUAAUUGGAGCCUGAAAAAAACAAGCAGAGAGUCAUAGCAAGACAACCUUAAUUUUAGUAGCCUAACUGCAAAGUGUGGUAAUAGCUGUACAGCAUGGAAAUCCUGCAGAAAGUGCAGAAGUUAGGCAUUCUAACACAAUCAAAGACAUUUCAAAGUGUAUAUCCUUCCAUACCAUCACAGGUAUGAGGCUGGGUCCUCUUGCAGGUUGACCUCCUUCUCCUGUUUGUUCAGACUUGGAAGUGGAUGUCUCUUAGAGAGGAUGGGAAAGUAAAUCUCCCUGCAUCUCGUCUCUCUUGUUUAAUUUCAAGUAGAGAUACAACCACUAAAGGCCUAGAAACCCAACUGGCAAAUUUGGUUCCCUGCCUUUUUUCAGACAAUUUCAGUUCCUUGGUAAACAUGGAAUAACGUAAGCCUUGCCUUACAGUCAGUCACGGUUGCUGCUGUAUGGGUUUCCUCUGGACUUUGUAGGUGAUAUCUUGUACAUCCUCAUAUGCUGAAAUAUUUAAUCUGGGCUAUAGAAACAAUACACUCAAUGCAAAUUCUCACUGUAGGCCAGUUAUGUGUGAUUUUGCCCAGAGAUAAGGAUGCAGAUAUGCAAAUAUCCUGUGCAGGAUGCACUGUUGUUGUAUUUCCUGUAGAGAUGCCUAAACUUUGUCUUGGCCUGCCUGAUGUAACAGAGGCUGUUCUUCUUGCUUUGGAACAAAGAGAAAUGAUCACUUACACAUCAGCUACCAUUAAAUGCCUCUGACUGCUUGUAUCAUGCACCCACAAAACUGCCAAGGCAAGUGCCACGUGCUUACAGUGGUGGAAGCAACCACUGGAUUGCUGGAAACAUAUCCCACGUCCCACAGCCCUUCCCAAAACACUAUCCUGGGCCUUGGCAAGCAACUCUUAUGGUGACAUGGCACCCCAGGAGGAACUGAGUCUGACAAUGAGACUCGCUUCUGAAACAGCCUCAUAGACGUAAUUGUAUUGUGCAUCACUUGUUUUGUAUAUUCUUUUAUCAUCAUCAUUAUUAUUAUUUUCCCUCCUUUUUCUGUCCUAUUAAACAACCUUUGUCUAAACCCAUGAGUUUUAUCUUUUUUUUUCCAGUUUUCUCUCCUGUCCUACUGUGGGGGGUUGAGGGAAUGUCUGUGCGA
Numida meleagris (helmeted guineafowl) is the source of this 4094-nucleotide messenger RNA. RefSeq names its product lactamase beta like 1 (gene LACTBL1). The coding region runs from base 43 to 1833 and encodes 596 amino acids. The record is from RefSeq and is a predicted model, not a curated record. The transcript has 7 exons. Lineage: Eukaryota; Metazoa; Chordata; Aves; Galliformes; Numididae.